AUGAAAAGUCCUUCUUAUAAUCAAUCAGCUCAGUCCAAAUCCACUGCCCUCGACUUAGAACUUACUGCAUCCGAUUCUCAGGUGCCGAUGAUCCUCUUCGCCUCCACUGGCGUUCAGACGUCUUUACCAUCCUCUGAUUCUCCUCAGGCGAUUACGGGACAAAUCACUAGCAAAACAAAACUUCUAUACGACCAGGACCACUCUGCCUAUGAGGUCCCUUCUGAACGUGCAUCUACCUCGAUAGGUCUCGAAACUCGGGCGGAAGAAGUUUACUCUGAUCCAGUUAAAAGGAGACGAGAUAGCCAAAGCAGCGCAGGUUCAUCAAAAACAAAACUCUCUUCUGCAACCCAGGCAGCUCUUUCCUUGCCUAAAGAUUUGCUGAAUGAAGAAACCGCAUAUGAAAUAUAA
Molecule: messenger RNA, 408 nt
Organism: Protopolystoma xenopodis
Lineage: Eukaryota; Metazoa; Platyhelminthes; Monogenea; Polystomatidea; Polystomatidae
Source: the annotation of a GenBank genome assembly